Molecule: messenger RNA, 1557 nt
Organism: Pichia kudriavzevii
Lineage: Eukaryota; Fungi; Ascomycota; Pichiomycetes; Pichiales; Pichiaceae
Exons: 1
Coding region: 1-1557 (518 amino acids)
Biological process (GO): protein quality control for misfolded or incompletely synthesized proteins
Cellular component (GO): mitochondrion; cytoplasm
Molecular function (GO): ATP binding; ATP hydrolysis activity
Source: RefSeq, a predicted model, not a curated record
AUGACAAAGCUGCUGUUGGUGAAAACAUUUAGUCAAUUCCCUGUCCUCAGGCUCGCAACAGAAACCCACCUGAGACAAUCUAGUUAUUAUUAUUUUCGUCGAUUUGCAUCUACACCUGCAUCUUUCGAUACUGAUACAUCUCAACAAUCCAAUUCUCAAGGUUCAGUUACUCAUGAGCAACAAUAUUCACCCCUUGAUUUGUAUGACAAAAAAGUUUCUGAGGGGAAGUUAAAAAAUGAUCAGUUCCAGAGAGGGAUACUUACCAGCAUGGAACAUUUGUACCAUGAUUUGCAAGCAUAUACACCACCUGAUGUUAAGGAGCCCGAUAUUACAGCAACUUCUAGCUCUAGCUCAUUUUCCUUUAAUAGGUUGAUGACUUCACUGUUUUCUCCAAGAAAAAUGGGAUUUCAAGAUUCCGAAAGCAGUAAAGUACCCCAUGGUAUAUAUCUUUACGGUGAUGUUGGGUGUGGGAAAACUAUGCUCAUGGAUUUAUUCUAUGAUACUGUGCCAUCCCAUCUGACAAAAAGAAGACUACAUUUCCAUCAAUUUAUGCAGAACAUCCACAAGAGAGCCCACGAACUAAAGGUUCAACAUAAUCACCGGGAAGAUAUAGAUGUGAUGCCAUACAUUGCCUGGGAAUUGUCCAAGGAGUCAACGGUGUUGUGUUUUGAUGAAUUCCAAGUCACUGAUGUCGCCGAUGCUAUGCUACUCCGACGCUUAAUGGAUUAUGUUCUUAGAAGCGAUCAUGGAUUAGUGCUAUUUGCAACCUCUAAUAGAGCCCCUGAUGACUUAUACAUCAACGGUAUUCAGAGAGAGUCGUUUAUUCCAUGUAUCGAACUGAUUAAGAACUGCACGCAUGUUAUCUACUUAAAUUCACCAACUGAUUACAGAAAAAUUCCAAGGCCGGUCUCGUCUGCGUUUUAUUUCCCAAAACCAGGAGUUGGUUAUUUAUCCAAGGCAUGUAAAAGGGAAAGGCGAGAGCAUAUACAAAACUGGUAUUCUUUUUUCUCGCAGGGGCACCCGGCAGAGGAUAACAUCAAGCUCAAAAUUUGGGGCAGAGAUCUCAACAUUCCAAAAGCUUCUCCUCCCUAUGUGGCGCAAUUCACAUUUAAAGAGUUAUGUGGUAAUGCAUUAGCUGCAGGUGAUUAUUUAACUUUGGCUAACAGCUUUGAGUCGAUUAUCGUCACUGAUAUUCCUUACCUUACAAUUAACAUGCGUGAUGAAGUGAGAAGAUUUAUUACCUUUUUAGAUGCAGUGUAUGAUCAUCACACUAGAAUAGCUGUUACUGCUGCAGCCCCAUUUUCUGAUAUAUUUGUUGAACCCGAAAAUCUCGGUGACAAUCUUUACGAAUUGAGUAACAAGACUGAUGAAGAAAUUGACUAUAAGCUGGAAAAUGACGCCUUGGUUACUAAGCACGGUUUUGAUAAAAACAUUGCUCGGAAAGCUUUCAUGUUUGCCCAUUUAGAUGAAGAAAGAUUUGCCUUUGCUAGAGCAUUAAGUAGAUUAACACAAAUGGGUACUCAACAUUGGAUAGAUGAAGUCAAACCAAAAGCUUGA